Molecule: messenger RNA, 1262 nt
Organism: Neltuma alba
Lineage: Eukaryota; Viridiplantae; Streptophyta; Magnoliopsida; Fabales; Fabaceae
Exons: 2
Coding region: 133-792 (219 amino acids)
Molecular function (GO): protein binding
Source: RefSeq, a predicted model, not a curated record
AGGUUGAACAAUCCGUGACCAAUCCAUCACCCUUCACUUGUGCUGCAGAGAUACAGAGCGACACCAAGGCGCCGAUCUCUGCCCUGAUCAUCCAGACAGAUCUCGGAGGAGCCCCUUCCUUAGGAAAAUUCGAUGGAGAGGAAUGACAGAGAAUAUAUGUGGCACGAUAUCGGGCUGCAAAUUAUUCUGAUCCUGGUCAUGGUGUUCAUGUUCUUGCAUAUGCACGACAUUCCCAGGAAGCUCUUCGCCAAGUUCCGUCUCCGAAGCCGAUCCGACAUUCAAGCCAAGCGCCACUUCGUUCUAGGUGCUCAGCUCCUUGCACAAGCUAGAUCCUCCAAGACUCGAUCCGCGUCGAAUUCAUUGGCCAAAGAGGCUUUAGCCGAAGCCGAGAAAGCCAUCGCGCUUGACCCCAAGGAUGCAGCCGCUUACCUUCUCAAAGCCCUGGCUCUUGAUCUCCAAGGCUUUAGGACUUCGGCUCUCGACUCGCUCGACAUGGCUUUGUCUCCGCUCGCCGUGAAGUCCCUCGCCGAUGAAGAGAAAGGGGACGCGCUUCUCAAGAGGGCUGAGUUGAAAAUGGCGAUGAGUGAACGCGGCCGGGUCGAUUCGGCUCUGACGGAUUUGAAUGAGUCUGUAAAGCUGAAUUCGAAAAAUGUUAAAGCCUUUUGUUUGUUAGGGCAAUGCUACGAGGCAAAGAAGAUGAAACAGGAAGCCAGGACAGCUUUUGAGGAGGCUCUCAAGGUGGAACCCCUGUCAACUGUGGCUCAAGAGGCCUUAAGCAGAUUGGGUUCAUAGUAGAAAUUGUGACAAUGAGACCAGUUAGCCUCGAUCUCACUCGUCACAGCACAAUGGUUUGACAAUGAGGCCGCUUGCUUGUUCCCACAAAUACCCAUGUCUGGUGUGGCUCGCUCGCUCACUUCUAGGUCCAUUUUUGUCAUCCCGUUUCCGGAAAUCUCAUAGCUAUUCAGAGCCCAUGAUACCUUCUCCUUUGAAUAAUCAACGUAUCUUCCACUCUGCGGCUACGGCACGUGGCCAGAAUACCAAUGCCUGGAUACUAUACUCUUUUAAUUAUGUUUGCGUGGAAUUCUGCCUCAUUAUUGAGGUUCGGUCUUAAGUCUGUGUUCUUAGGCUUAGGGAUAUUUGCACUCUUGUCAGUAUUUGCAGCUGAUUCUGCACCCCCAAUGGCCGUUAAUUGUGAGUUGCCAAUCUACUUUUAUUGGGUGCGCUGGAUUUAAUAGCUAAUAAAACUGUUCUAACAGCUUUAA